UUGAUGUGAGAGAAGUGUCAGUGUACUCAGGAGUGUGUACCCAAAUCUUCAGAGAGGAGUUUGGGCUUCACCUGGGGAAGGUGUUCAGCUCUGUACAUCUGAGUGUUCAGGAGUUUCUGGCUGCUCUAUACGCAUUUCUCUCCUUCAUCAGCAGAAAUGUAACAGAACAACAAACCACUGAUCUGUCUGAUCUUCUCACCAAGUCAGACACGUCUAAUGUCCUCAGGAGUGCAGUGGACAACGCCUUACAGAGUGAGAACGGACACCUGGACCUGUUCCUCCGCUUUCUUCUGGGUUUCUCACUGGAGUCCAAUCAGACUCUCUUACGAGGCUUAAUGCCACAGACAGGAAGCAGCUCUCACAGCAAACAGGAAACAGUCGAGUACAUCAAGGAGAAGAUCAGUGAGAAUCCACCUCCAGAGAAAUCCAUCAAUCUGUUCCACUGUCUGAAUGAACUGAAUGAUCAUUCUCUAGUGCAGGAAGUACAAACUUACCUGAACAGAGGAUAUCUCAGGUGUCUCAGUGGAACCAGACUCUCUCCUGCUCAGUGGUCAGCUCUGGUGUUUGUGUUACUGAACUCAGAACAGGAGCUAGAUGUGUUUGAUUUGAGUAAAUAUGACCCAUCAGAGGAAUGUCUUCUGAAGCUGCUGCCAGUGGUCAAAGCCUCCAGAAAAACUGAUCUGUGUGUGUGUAAACUGACAGAGGAAAGCUGUAGAGUUCUGUCCUCAGUUCUCAGCUCAAGCUCCUCCAGACUGAGAGAAUUGGACCUGAGUUACAAUAAACUGCAGGAUUCAGGAGUGAAGCUGCUCUCUGCUGGACUGGAGAAUCCACACUGUACACUGGCGAUACUGAGGAUCGAACUCAGGCGGUGCCGCUCCGUGAGUCAGGUCGGGCAAGCCCAUGCUCGGUUCUACUGAACGGCUUGUGUCAACAAAGCCUAGAAAGAACAAGUGUAAAACAGUUACGGUCGCUCAGGUCCAUACUCCGACUGACGAAUGUUUGAGAGACAGAGGUUUAGUGACAUCUACAAAGCCUAAGCGAUCAAGAUAUUCCCCAGGGUCGACAGACGAGUCAGUUGUGAAUGAACGUGCUGCCGCUGAACCGCAUGCUAUAGACUCCGUUUUGAGCUGGGAUCGCGAAUUGUUAGAAUCGAGGGACCAUUGUGCAUUUUCCCGGCUCCUGGAGAAACGCGUGCCAGUGAAUGUCUAACUGCGGGAGAGGACGACUCUGAGGCUCUACCUUCAAAUCAAGAAGAUUACGGUCGCGAGUUGCCGGCUAUUAUAGACAACAACAGAGCCUUAUCUGAACUGAUACGAUCCGGGUUCAAGACCAUCGAGGGGCAUAUUGUGUGGAUUGAAAAGAGUUUUGCUGUCUUCGGAGAGCAUCUGGACAGCCUUGAGAAGAAACAGCGUUUUUAUAAUCAAUCUGUGACGGAUACUUUACAAUGACACACCAUCACGCAUAAACAUAUUAUAGCUACCCAGAGGCUCCUUGCUGGGGAGAUUCGCUGCACUGGCCAUGACCAAUAUCUGAUAACAGAGUUGUAACUGCAGAACACUGUGGGGUAUUCAGUACAGCAAAAGAUAGGGUUUAAUGACAUCACACGGUUUGAACGGUUGUUACACAUUAAAAUAGUGGUGUUCCAUAACAAAUGCAAAUAGGACAUCAGUACAUAGCUCAGUGUGAUGUCACUAAAUACUGUCAGAAAUAUAAUAGGCGAUAUCAUGUCAACGGAUCCACCCCAAAACAACACGUGUGCGCAGCAG
Molecule: messenger RNA, 1766 nt
Organism: Ictalurus furcatus (blue catfish)
Lineage: Eukaryota; Metazoa; Chordata; Actinopteri; Siluriformes; Ictaluridae
Product: NACHT, LRR and PYD domains-containing protein 1a allele 5-like
Exons: 5
Coding region: 336-917 (193 amino acids)
Source: RefSeq, a predicted model, not a curated record